GUUGCUGUAGCCGACUCGGUGAGAUGGACCGGACCGCCAGAGGAAGCAGAUGUCGUCCUGCGCUGCUCCCACCAACAGCCGGAUGAAGCGCUGAAAGGCCGCCACUAGCUGAUCAUCCUCCUCUUCCUCCCUCCUCUCUUCCUUCGUCCGCACACGGGACUUGCAACAUGUCGACGGAAGCACUCUGCUGGUCUGGUGAUGGGUUUGCCGCUGCCUUGUGCUGCUAUCGCGAUUGCUAUGGCUAUCGAUAUCAACUACCCAAGAUGUGUGAAGAGGCGGAAGCAAUGUGGACGGCAGCAUCGUAGGCAUCAUCUUUGCCAUUGUGCGUAUGGGUACGGUAAUACCGAAUGGUUGGCAGGUUGAGGAUAGAUUGGACCAACAAGAAUCUGGAAAGUGGAAAAAUAUGCUGCAAUGCAGGACCUCCCUCACGACGAGACGACCUACCUAAAUCGACCUGAGCCGGGCGGCGACGCGCAUACGAGCGAGCAAAAAGUCUGCACCCUCAGCUUGCAUGCCUCGAUCAUGUCGAGACGCUUCCGCUCUGAUGCUGCUCUCAUCCUCACACUUGACGCCCCCGCCCCAAAAAACUGCCGGCGCCGCCAGCGAUCAAUCUCCGAUGACUGUACGAAGUGGGCUCAUCAUUGUCAGGAUCUAAUCUGAUGAGAUGGCCACCACCGGUCCAUGCUCGGCCGCUGAACAUGAUCAUCCGUCGCACAAGUGCGGCCUACGUAUUCCUGUAACCAGUGAUAGCCCGCCAAGAAGACCAUUGAUUGGUGUCAUUGCAUGAAGCAACAAGGGUUCACGAGGUGAAAGAGGCGGAGAUUCUGAUAGUACGCGCUCGGUCCACUCCCGCUUUCCUCCAGCCGCUCGCAAGGUUGGCCACCGCCGCUAAUGCAAUGCGACUUAUUGUUACGUACCAUUCGUUCGGAAAAGGAAUUCAACCACGCACCACACCUGCACUGAACCUCGAUGACAGGACCCCUGUGGGGUCUCGCCUUGCCAAGAGGCGGUGGAUGCUUAGCGCCCUUAGGAGCUCUCCACUCGGGACCCCUGUCAUUGCCGCUGUCGUGCUGCUGGCUACGCUAUCUGAUCAUCUGAUUGUUCCCGACAUCACCUCCACCGCGUGCAACACACCCACCCAGCAUUGGAGAUUCAUUUCUCCUCCUCACGCAGGCGACACUAGUCUAGCGACUCCUGUGCGACAGGUUGUUGCACGAGCACGUCUUGCUCGCAUUGCGCUCGGCAACGAUGUGCACUUGCUCGUAAAAUCCAUGCAGGCCGAAUUUGCGCCAUGCUUGACGGUCAGUUAUUACAUGAGGCGAGCGUGAAGAGCAGUCUUGAACAACAGUGUCCCGCCGCACGAAUCCAAACGACUCCAACGUCCAACCUCAUUGCGAAUUUCCUUACUGUGACAGCCAUCAUGGUUUCUGCAAUUGAUCCUCCCGCAGUAAAUGGGCUCAAGCCCUUAGAGCUCACGUUCAACCUUCCGGACGGCAGUACUGUGGUUUCCAUUCGGUCUGCACACAAAGCCGCCUUCGGCGCAGGCGACUCAACAUACCACAUCUAUGUGCGGGACGAGCACAUCGGAACGUGGUUUGUGGAUAAGAACUUGAUCGCACGCGUCAGUCCAGCCCAGGUUCUUGAUGAGAGAGCUGAAGUGGACUUUGUACGACGAUUCGAAACGCCAGCUGCCAUCACGAAUGGCAACGAGGACAACGCCGAGCACGCCAUCACUGCUACUCUGGAGAAGCUAUGGAUCAGCAUAUAUGCUCUCUGGCUGUUGCUGCACGAUCUGGACGUCGUUCCUAUUGUGCUUCCAACUCAUCAUACACAAGGCCAAGAGUAUCUCGUUGCCACUGGUCUCGCAGCACCUUCUCCAUUUGGGACCACCGUGGGAGAUGAUCUUCAACCUCAUCGCGUGUUGUUGCUGGCACGCGAGCCUUUCUGGCAAGGUGCAGGUGCCCCAGAUCGUCUGGCUUGGCUACGGACUCGCCCUGAGGCCAGCAUAUCUGGUUUCAAUGGCCAUCUCGGUGUAUUUGCCAGCCAGCAGUCCUUCACCCGCAAAGGCAACGUUUGCACGACCCAUCCUUUGCGGCCCCCAAAGCCAGCCCCGGGCACAGUGCUCUACAGCCGCUACAUCGUUGAACUCGGGCAGCACUUGCAGAUUGUACACAUCGACGCCACCAAUCCAUUGCACUUUGCGACCUAUUGCCGCUGGCAGAACUCCGAUCGCGUCAACCAUGGCUGGAAAGAACGUGGCCCAGACAGCAAGCACCGGGCCUAUCUCGAAUCGCAACGCUUCGACCUUCAUACCAUGUCUUGCAUCUUCCUCUGGGACGGUGAGCCAGCUGGCUACUGCGAGGUUGGCUGGGCUAAAGAGGAUAAUACGGCGCCGUUUGUCGCCUCCAACUGCAACAUUCACAUUGGAGAGUUUGAUCAAAACAGCCAUGUCCUGGUUGGGGAGGAGAAGUUCCGAGGGGGCAAGCGUUACCAAGCAGUCGCUACCAGCAUCAAGCACUUGUGUUUCCUGCGAGAUCCUCGAACACAACAGGUCAUCGCGGAGCCUCGGGUUGAUCUAUCGAGCGUGCCAAUUCAAGCUCGCUUCUUGCCACAAGAGCGCAAGAAGCGCAUACAGCUACCUCACAAGCAUGCGGUACUCUUUGCCCUUCAGAGGGAUCGCUUCUUCCAGGAGGGACAUUUUUACUAGCGUAACGCCUGGCGAUGCACGGGACAAGUGAUCAUCGAUCGAAGAUAGUGGAUAAUUGGGAAUAUCACGACUGCUUUCUCCAUCAAACUUGCACAGCGUCACAUCGUGGUCUGCUGGAACGGCGCGACAACGCGAUGCCCUGUUCACGAUCGUGUCCUCCAUUGACGUGUACUCGAUCCACCCGUGUGGUCCUCUCGGCUAUGAAGAGCCACGGCGUAGUGACGAUGGACGCAUCAGAAAAUUCCCUCGUUUCGCUCGUACCGACUGUAAUGCGACCAAAAUGUCCGAUCAGCUUUAGCUUCGGGAAAUGGCGCUUAAUGGUCAGGCCGCCCUCCCUCCCUAGCAACCCACGCGAGCAUGCGGCAUAGAUUGUCCUUGGCACGCUAAGGGAAAAGUGGAAUACCGGGGUUGACAGUCUAGGAUGGCGGACUGUUGAUCUCUGAUUGAUUAGAUUGUAGCAUUCGCUUCACUCGCGUCGUCCGACGAUCGGCUCAUUAACGACUAAACCCAUUCAUAUUGUUUAGCCGAAGCUCAAUCAUGCUGGCGACAUCUGUCCUACUAACUCCUGCCGUAUCAAUUCUCCACCUCUGCGCUGGCCAAGACCGCCGUCAUCGGCCGCCCAAAUCCUUUACUGCUAUCGACCGCUCAGCUUUUUCUUCCACUCCCUGCCGACCGGUCUCACUCAUAGCAUCCUUUUGCUGAGGGUCGCCGACAAUUCCGCAGCAAGUUUUGCCGCCCAGAUCCAGGAGCUGCACUGCCUCCUGGUGUCUUUGCUGCCUUCUGUCAAUCCACUCUCACAUCCACCGGCAACGCUGGAAAACCUGAGUGGUGCCAUGGCAACCAACGACCGCUUUCCGACCGAAGGUCCUUCCAAGACUCAUAUCUUUGAUUCCACCACUCAAAAGCACUAUGGCACUAACUCUUCUGAUCACGAACACGACCUGACGAAGCCUCCAACUCUAGAGCAGGACCAUGGCAUCCACCAGCAAGCAGGUAUCACCAAAGUCGAGGCAUUCAACAAGACUCUAUACCAGUCCGGGGCCUCUGGGAAGCUCUUGUUAUAUGUGCUGGUGCUCUCUCUCGGGUUGACCAUGUUUGCGUAUGCACUGGACCAAGGCAUCACAUACCAGUUCAACGCGAUCGCGGCGUCGGCCUACGAGAGUCACUCCUCGCUCGGAGCGGUCAAUACGGCCACCUCUAUCAUACGAGCCAUUUCCAAGCCCUUCCUGGGGAAACUCGCAGACAUCACAUCCCGUCCCACGACCUAUGUCGUGGUCCUGGUGGUAUACGUGGUCGGCUUCGCCGUGGCGGCCUCUUCUCCAUCGUUGGCUGCUUACAUUAUCGGAGCAUCGUUCACCGCGUUUGGCAAGUCCGGGUUGGAUCUCCUGAGCGACAUUAUUGUCGGUGACUUGACGCCUUUACAGUGGCGUGGUUUCUGGGGUGGCAUGCUGAGCACUCCCUUUCUGGUCACCACAUUCGUCAAUGGCUUCAUCUCCGAUGCUUUCAUACCCGAUAAAUGGCGUUGGGGCUUGGGCAUGUUCGCCAUCAUCAUGCCUGUCUGCCUGCUUCCAGCCAUCACCACGCUGUAUGCCAUGCAGCACAAAGCGCAGAAGCUGGGCAUGAUCAGCAUGGGAGACUCUGGUCUUGCUCGCAAAGAAGGUGUGAAAGUGAAGGGCGCCCGUCACUACCUGGCUUUGGCGCGAUCUGCCGCCAUCGAGAUGGAUCUCAUCGGCCUGCUCCUGCUAGGCUUGUCAUUCUCCUUGAUUCUGUUGUGGCUCGACUUGGCCCCUGACGCAGACAAUUCGUGGAGUAACCCCAGCAUGAUCGCCAUGGCUGUGAUGGGAUUCGUCCUGCUGGGCGUGUUCAUUGCAUAUGAGGCACUGGUGGCAUCUGUCCCCAUCACGCCGAAACGAAUCUUGAUCAAUCGCGGAUUCCUCGCGGCCUUGAUGGUGGACGUAUUCAACCAAAUGGCAUCUUCGGUCCGCAACAACUACUAUUCUUCAUACAUCUACAUCAUCAAACCAUGGUCCAACUACACCUGGACCGUCUUCAUCGGCGCCACCACUCUGACCCUCUGCUUCAUGAGUCCCGUCGGAGGCCUGAUCCACCGCGCCACCCAUCGCUACAAGACUCUCAUGGUGAUCGGCGCCAUUCUCAAAGUCAUCGGCUACGGAGUCACCGUCAACACCAACACCCGCAGCACCACCUCCACCGCCCGUCUCUCCGUCAGUCAAGUCCUCCUCGGCAUGGGAGCUUGGACUGUCAUCGGCGCCCGAGUGGGCUCGCAAGCCUCGGUGCCCCAUCAAGACCUCGCCAUUGUCAUCAGUGUCCUCUCCCUCUGGAGCACCAUGGCCUCUUCCGUCGGCUCCACGAUCGCAGCAGCGAUUUGGCAGAAUCGUAUGUUGGGGUACAUGCGAGAGGAAUGUCCUCCUGGAACUUCCGAAAAGGUUCUCGAGUCCAUCUAUGGCUCGAUCCGGACUUUGAAAACCAAGUAUGAUUGGGAAGACCCGAUUCGCAAGGGUGCGAUUGUGGCUUAUGAGAGAACGAAUGGGAUUAUUUUCGUCACGGCGCUGGUUCUUGCUGCUUUGCCAGUGAUUUUUAGUGCACUGAUGCCGAACUACUACCUCGGAAAACAACAAAACGCAAUUACAAACACAGGACUCGAUGGAGAAUUGACUGAAGUUCCCGUCCGUGCGGAAGACAGAACUGCUUCUCCUGGUGGAGGAAGCAUGUGGCAGAAAUUGAAGAAUGCGUAUUAUCGAGAGCAUUAGAUUUUCUUUCUAGGAAAAAGAACAAAUGAAAAAUGUUCAGAUCAGCGAGCGAUAUUAUACAGAUAUAGAGAGCUAUUGUUAUUCAAUAGUAGAGGGUAGGGGUUUCCAGUCCAUCCAAAAAAGUUAAUGGUGGAAGUAGUUGUUUGUUGUAGAUGCUGUUUUCUUGAAC
Messenger RNA from Sphaerulina musiva SO2202, 5647 nucleotides. Its product is annotated as MFS general substrate transporter. Gene Ontology annotation, molecular function: transmembrane transporter activity. The transcript is spliced from 3 exons. Gene Ontology annotation, biological process: transmembrane transport. The coding region runs from base 3541 to 5478 and encodes 645 amino acids. Lineage: Eukaryota; Fungi; Ascomycota; Dothideomycetes; Mycosphaerellales; Mycosphaerellaceae. The record is from RefSeq and is a predicted model, not a curated record.